GUGGAACAAACACAACAAACCCAUUACAGUUUAUCCACAAAAGCUUCAAUCUUGAUAUCCCCAUAACAAAAUCAAAAUCAAAAAUCAAAAAAAAAAAUCAAAUCUUUUUCUCAAGAAAGAACCACAGAGAUUUUUCUGGUGUUUUUUUAUUUAUUAUAAAUAAAUAAAACAAGAAAUAACUGUCUAUAAAUAGAGGGUCUCUUGUUUUCUUGGAGGGAUUUCUUCUUAUUUCUUCUUCUCAAAUAUUGGGGAAAAGAUUUCAUUUUUUUUUUCUUUAAUUAAUUAAAAUAAAUAAUAAAUAUUAUUUUUUUGGUAUGACAAUGCAAAUCAAGAAGCUGGCGUCUUCGCCUUCUCGUGCUGGCAGGCAUUUGCAGCGUUACAAUCAAGGGUUUCGUCUUGUUGUUGGAUGUAUUCCUUACAGAAUCAGGAAAAACAACAAUUCACCCACAAUCCAUGGAACCCUAAUUGAAGAUUUGGAGGUUCUUUUGAUCAGCUCACAAAAGAGUCCAAGAAUGAUGUUCCCAAAGGGUGGUUGGGAACUCGACGAGGAUAUCGAAUUGGCCGCCUCACGAGAGACAUUAGAAGAAGCCGGUGUUAUUGGAGAUAUCGGGGAUAAAUUAGGCGAAUGGGUUUUCAAGAGCAAGAGCCAAGAAAAAUACCACGAGGGGUCCAUGUUUUCGUUGUUGGUCACCGAGGAAUUAGACGUUUGGCCCGAGAAAGAUGUCCGCCAACGAGUUUGGAUGAGUGUGGAAGAAGCUCGAGAAGUGUGCGCGCAUUCGUGGAUGAAAGAAGCUUUGGACGCGUUCGUUUGUCAAUUUAACCCUCGGCAGAGAGUUGUGGAGGAAGAGCCCUUGGCUUCGUGUAGAUUAGAGCUUUGCAGAACCGACGAAUUAAGACUCAGCAUUGGAGGUCAAAGUGCAGAUGAAGAUGUUGACUGCUAUUUGUUUAGUUGAUGCCGAAAUAAAUAAAUUUUUUCCCCAAGUGUUUGUUCGAUUAUUUGUUCGUUCGUUUGUUCUUUUCACUUUGGUGCUGACUUUCUUCUAGCAAACAUAUGCGAAGAAAUUGCUUGGAGAUGAUGAGGAACUAGUAUAGAGAGAGAGAGGGAGAGAGAGAGAGAUUUAGUGGGGAAAUGUAUGAAUAGUUUUUAGCUUGAUUAAUUCUUUUAUUCGUUGAUUCUUUUCGACUAUUAGUUUUUGGGUUUAAUGUUUGUAAGGUAAAUUAAUAAAGUUGAGGUGAAGAAUUGAAGAAAAAGUUGUGUACUGAACACCAAUAUUGAACAAUUUCUGGGACUUUGGGAAUUUUUUACUUUUUGAAUUG
Messenger RNA from Erythranthe guttata (spotted monkey flower), 1317 nucleotides. RefSeq names its product nudix hydrolase 17, mitochondrial. The record is from RefSeq and is a predicted model, not a curated record. Gene Ontology annotation, molecular function: pyrophosphatase activity. NCBI's taxonomy places the organism in Eukaryota, Viridiplantae, Streptophyta, Magnoliopsida, Lamiales, Phrymaceae. Gene Ontology annotation, cellular component: cytoplasm; nucleus.